This is a messenger RNA of Funneliformis geosporum, 2643 nucleotides long. NCBI's taxonomy places the organism in Eukaryota, Fungi, Glomeromycota, Glomeromycetes, Glomerales, Glomeraceae. The record is from the annotation of a GenBank genome assembly.
AUGAAUAGAAUGAAAGGCUCCUUAAAUAGUCGUCUAGAUAGACCUCCAACAAGGUAUACCGACAGUAUGUUGGGCUGUAUCGUUUUAGGCGAAGAGAACGCAUUUCCUGUUGAUUACGAUACAAGCAAGACCGUUGGGCAUCUCAAGGGAAUCAUCAAGGAGCAGGCAGGGUUGGCUGAUCCCGCACACAAACUGAAAUUAUGGCAAGUUAAUAUUCCUGAAAGCGAGAAACGUGAGAUAUAUGAAGGAAUAAACAUCAAAGAAAAGUUCGGAGGUGAGAAAUUGGACAGCGACCUCAUAAUUAUUGGACAAGUUUUCAAAAAACAAACUCCUAGUGGUUACAUCCACAUCAUUGUGGAAUUGCCUGCCACCACUGAGCCUUUCGCAAAAACGAUCUCCCUAGCUCAAAUAGAAAAAGAAGUUCAAGAUCUAUUUAAAAUUCAUUCUCAGGACCUAGAAAAGGUUGUGACAAACAAAUAUGAUCCUUAUAUGUACUUCGAAGCACCGUACGAUCAUCCUCACAAAAUCGAAAUUGAUAAGAAAAAAAUUCCCAUGCUCGGUGGUAAUCCUAAUUUGCUUCUGUAUAACCUCCCUAGAAAGAAUGAAGAUUGCCUCACAGAUUGUGAACAUCUAGAAGCAGAACUGAAGCGUAAUGCAUCUAGUAGCAUGACAAUUAUUAUGGGGACUUCUGGCUGUGGCAAAACUCGCCUAUGUUUGGAACUUUUAUGUCGCAACUAUGGCCUGUACUUUGUUGCUGAGUCGUGGAAUCUUGGAUCUGACGACUUAGAACUUGCAACAGAGUGGACGAAGGAAAAAAUCAAUGUAAAACCUGAGCCUGAACCUGACGAAGCAAAAAAUAUAGCAGAGUGCGCAGUAUGGAGUUGCAUCACAGGAAGAUUAUUCUUGCUUAACCAUCUAUUUUGUAUGGCUAAGGAACGUGACUGUGCAAUGGAACCCAAAUCUUGGCUAAUCUUCCAGCUUAAUCAUCGACUCAUCAGUGAACUAUCUAUAAGAUUUCGAGAAUCUUGUGAUGUGAUACACCUUAAAGAAUAUUGUCUUAAUACUAUGGCAGAUAUUAAUAAAAAACUAAGUAGCAACAUCUUUCCAGUAAUUUAUGACGAGGCCCAAAUUCACACCUCAUGCCUAGCAAAUAAAUUUCCAUCUUAUAAUAACAAAAGUAUAAUGAGACCGUUUUUUACUGUAACUGUUAAAAUCAUGUCAACUUUACGCACGGUAUGUGUGGAUGUAGUUGUUUGUAUAACUGGAUCUGGUUUAUCACUAUUGGAAGCAAAAGAUCUAGCAACAUCUAACGUGGCAAAGGAAGGAUCCCUUGUUCCGACUUUUAAUCAAUUUGGUCAAAUUAAUACCUCGGAAGAGAUACUUAAACUGACGCGUAGUAUAUUACCACUUGAAGAAAAAUAUGCGUCAAUUGCAAUUGGAUGGCUAAAGGGUCGAUAUCGUUUUACUUGGACAUGGAUACACUAUCUCAUUAAGUCUUAUGAUCCCGACAAACAACUUAAAAUACUAAAAGAUCGUCUUACAACUGAUUACAUAGAUCAACGAAAUCCAAGAUAUAGUCUUUACUCUGGACUUGUAAGACUUGUACAUCAUCCUAAUGAGCGACAUUCCUAUAUUAACCAUGAGUCAAUAUUGGAAAUUAUAAAAAGAGCAAUUACUUAUUAUGCAAUGACGGGAAGGCGUUUUUUGUAUAAAAAUACUAAGGAGAUAGAUAUUAUGUCUAUUGGCUUUGCCCACCUUGAAACUCAAGAAUUAACUGGAAUCAUUGACGAACCUCUUGCGAUUCAAGCAGGAAUCAACUAUUUUAUAAAUACUAAAAUAGACAACAUGUGGUUUGAUGUAAUGUCACAAGUCAAUUUUAAUGCGAGCAUGCCAGGUUUUAUUUGGGAAAAGUGUGUUACAAAUUUUUUGCAUGAUAUUAUUUUUAAAAGUAACAAACCUUUAUCCUCGCACAAAAAACUGUUCCCUCAUAACUGUCAUCUUUACCUUCCUGUUGAUUUUGAGAAUUCACCUGAGCUGUUGCCAUCUGGUAAAAAUCGUGUAGGCAUGAAAUCUGUAGAACUUUCUGCACCUGAAGAGUAUAUUGGGUGGCUUCGCAUAGUGUCAUCAUGGGAGAAGACUGGGAAUGUUUCUGACGGAUUUUGCCCAAUAUGUUAUCCACCAAACACAGCAGGUCCUGAUAUUUCAAUUGCUUUUUUCUUCCCGAAAAGAGAAAAAAGAGAAGCUUAUAUUCUGAAUGUUCAGGUCAAAUUAAGAAAUAAUGUUGAGUUAAAGAAGGCAUGUAAAACUGUCAACCCGAAGACAAUGUUUACAGAUAAAGACUUGAAACCCAGUCCCUCUCAUGAUGAAUUGCGUGAAAUCUACAAACAACAAAAUUGGGAUAACCGCAACAUACAGAUGAUUGUUGCCUAUCCUUGUAAUUUUAAAAGAAAAAGGGAUUAUCAAAAAACACCUGGUGCAUCAAAAAGAGUACGCAAGAUACCAAGAUUGAUUAUUGAUGAAAAUAAUGCAGUCGCAUUGAUUUCUAAUGAUUGUCAAAAUUGGGUUAAAGUUUUAAAACAAGAACAGGGAUCCAAAGUUGAUUGGGAGUGUAGUGACAUUGAAAAUUCUGAUGAUGAAGAAUAG